AUGCUCCGUAGGGACAUUGGAAGGAGCUUUAGGGCACUGGUGGUGCUGAUAUUGUGGUAUCAUCAGUUUAGGAUAGUUUACGGUGUUUUCAGUUUGGGAGCAGAAGUGUUCUGCUCAAGGAUACCUGGAUUAACUUCAAAACAAAGGGAAAUGUGCAGAUCAUCACCAGACGCAAUGGUAGCCAUAGGAGAUGGAAUCAGGAUGGCAACUGACGAAUGUAAAUAUCAGUUCAGACAUCAAAGAUGGAAUUGCAGUGGAAUCGAAAAUCCAGCUUCAUUCGGUCACGUGGUCAUUGUUGGAUCCAGAGAAGCAGCAUUCACUUACGCAAUAAGUAGUGCGGGAGUAACAUUCGCCAUUUCAGAAGCAUGUGCGAGAGGCAAUAUUUCUUCGUGUGGUUGUCAAAGUCUCUCCAGAACGCGAGAGCCAGCACCAAAUGGUUGGAAAUGGGGUGGAUGUAGUGUAGAUAUAGAUUUCGGAACGAAAUUUGCUAGACAAUUUAUGGACGCUAGGGAAUUUGAUGGCGACGAAAGAAGUUUGAUGAAUUUGCACAAUAAUAAGGCGGGGAGAAAGAUAAUCAAAUCAAGUAUUUUACUAGAAUGCAAAUGUCAUGGAGUUUCGGGAAGUUGUACAAUGAAAACUUGCUGGAAAACUUUACCAACUUUUCGCCAGGUUGGGGAUGCUUUAAUGGACAAAUAUUAUAGAGCAAGAACUGUCACAGCUGUACCUCAGCUAGCAAGUCCCAGGCAUAUUCAUACACGAAGAAAAAAGCAGCAACACUUAGUGAUGACCAAAGGAAAAAUUGCCAGUAAAAAAACGCCAAAGAAGGUCGAUUUAGUUUAUUUACAAAAUUCUCCAAAUUAUUGUGAACGAGAUUUGACUUCUGGCAGUUUAGGAACUGUUGGGAGGACUUGCAAUAGAACAUCAAAAGGUACAGAUGGAUGUAAAUACAUGUGCUGCGGCCGAGGGUACAACACGCACCAAUUCAUCAGAUCAACACAGUGCAGAUGCAAAUUUCAUUGGUGCUGUAGGGUCGAAUGUGAUACUUGUGUUGAAAAAUUCGAAGAAUACACUUGCAAGUAA
Ceutorhynchus assimilis (cabbage seed weevil) is the source of this 1080-nucleotide messenger RNA. The record is from the annotation of a GenBank genome assembly. Lineage: Eukaryota; Metazoa; Arthropoda; Insecta; Coleoptera; Curculionidae.